This is a messenger RNA of Menidia menidia (Atlantic silverside), 2126 nucleotides long. Lineage: Eukaryota; Metazoa; Chordata; Actinopteri; Atheriniformes; Atherinopsidae. The record is from the annotation of a GenBank genome assembly.
UUGUCCUCUCAUCUAUCCUCAUCCGUUUUCUCGUCUGUUCUCGUCUGUCCUCAUCCAUCCCUCGUCUGUCCAGAUGCUCCCCGUGUCCAGCGUCUGGCGGCUGGGUGCAGCUGGACUCUCAGGACGGCCGGCCCGGAUGCUGGCCAGCCGGUGUCCCUCCCGUCGUACGCCCUGAACACUCUGGCUGAUCAGGUGUGUAAGGACCUGGGCUGUGGGGGGGUCUACAGGGUGGACAGGACCCCCCCGCCGCCCGGCGCCGCCUGCCUCCGGCACUGCACGCUCAGAGGACGCCACCUGAUCAACUGCACCCGGGACGCCGCCGGCCGCUGCCCCGCGCUGGACCAGGUGGUCUGUGGUGACCAGCAGGUGCGUCUGGCCGGCGGCCCGGACCGCUGCGCCGGGCGGGUGGAGGUGUGGCGAGAUGGGCAGUGGGGCACGGUGUGCGAUGACCAGUGGGACCUGAGGGACGGCGGGGUGGCGUGCGGCCAGCUGGGCUGCGGCUUCGCCCUCAGCGUGACGGGGCAGGGCGGGGCCUUCCCCCCCGGCAGGGGGCCCGUCCACCUGGACGAGCUGGGCUGCUCCGGCCGGGAGCCCAACCUGUGGGCCUGCCCGGCCGCCCACAACCAGUCCGACUGCGGGCACAAGGAGGACGCCGGCGUGGUGUGCUCAGAGAUGAGGGCCAUCCGGCUGACUGGGGGCCUGGAUCGCUGCUCUGGGAAAGUGGAGAUCCAUCGUAACGGCAGCUGGGGGGAGCUGUGCGAUAACUGCUGGGACGAAGACAUGGCCUCCAUGGUCUGCUCCCUGCUAAACUGUGGGGAAACGCCCCAGAAAUACACUGCCUUUUUGCCUCCUUUCAGCCGCAACGAGGAGACACCGUUUUACUAUUAUUCAUGUGGAAAGGACCAGAGUCUCUGGCAGUGUGAGGAGCAUAUCAAUCACCCUUAUUAUUGCAUUAGCUCCAAACCCUCUGGUGUCAUCUGCAACGAAGCGUGGACCCGGCUGGUGCCGGCUGCUGCUGCUGGGCCCAGCUUCCCGUCCCUGGAGCUCCUGAGCUGCAUGGUCCUGUCCGUGGUGCUCCUCGUCUUCCUCAUCAUCAACACUGUGCUCUGCUGCCUCUACCGAAGAAGAAACGCUUUUUUACUGCAGCAGACCCGCAACAACCAGAGCCGGCCUUCCACUGGACGUCCCCAGAACGACCACAAAGAGGCCGUCAACCUGGUCAAAGUCACAGCCCACCCCCAGCACGCGGAUGUCCCCUCCGACCCCAGGUAUCUGUGGACGCAGCUUAGUAGUGCUGACAGCGGCUCAGUAGAUACAGACUAUGAGCAGUAUGGCCCAAGCUAUGACCCGCCCGUCCCUUUAUCCACCUUUCGGAAUUCUCAGCGGUACAAAACAGAGGUUUUGCCUUUGAAGCCUUCAGGUCUCGACAGUCUCUGUGAAGAAAGCCCUAAUCGUCCAAAUGAAGCCUUCAAAAACCUAAAUGGAGUCCCAGAACCCACCUACAGCAGAGUGUCAAAGAUUUCAGAGGACUCGUUCGACUCCUCCAGCACCUCCUCCGGCGAAAGCUACGAAAACUUAAAUGCAAACUAUGUGAACUUCACUCCAGAUGCUGGAGCGGAGCUGGGAGCCUUCAGCUACCCGCCCCCCCCGGAGGCCCUGCUCCUCGCCGGAGCCCCGGACGGUUCAGAUGACGACUACUCCCCCGUGAGCCCCGACUGAAAACCCACCAGGACGCCGUCCAGGACGCCGUCCAGGAGCCGGGAACGCUCGGACCCGGGUUCAGAUGCAGGCGUCCACAGCGGCUCCGAAACCACCGAAAAAAAUGCUGUUUAGGCAAGUUUUUUCAGUCACAAACUCAGAAAAAUCAAUGUGUGUCAGAAAUUUUUUUGCCAGUUGAGUAAAGCUGAGCUGAGCUACAGUCCCCUUUAAAGCAUGUGUGUGUCAUACAGGAAGCAAACUCAGGAAAUCAAACUAUUAUUGCGAAUGUGAAAGAAAAUGUGAUUGUGUAGAAAUAAAGAAUAAAGAAUGUUUUAAGGAAAGCUUUGCUUGACUUGUUGAAACUCUGUUCUGUUACACUAUGAGGAAAAUGAAUGUUUUGUCUUGUUAUAAAAGUGUUUUGAAUUAUA